Blumeria graminis f. sp. triticale is the source of this 561-nucleotide messenger RNA. Lineage: Eukaryota; Fungi; Ascomycota; Leotiomycetes; Helotiales; Erysiphaceae. The record is from the annotation of a GenBank genome assembly.
AUGAGAUCCUUCGCCCACGCUUAUAUGCUUUAUGCCUUAUUCUUUUUAAUUUUAACUUGCAGCAGCUUUGCUCGGCCAGCUUCCAGCUCUAGCAUUUACGACCUCAAUAAACGAGAUUGCAAGCCGAAGCAUAUCGGUUAUCAGUGUCUUUCAUCACGAGUUAAUAUCAGAGAUAUCAAAUCGACCAUGAAAAGCGCUUGUAACAAGCUAAAGCAACGGAAGAAUAAAAAGGGGUUCUUGCUCUUUUUAAUAAAAGUAUUCAAAGCCACCGUUACGUCCAAGCCUUUCCCCGAGACCGAGAAAUUUGGGUUUCCAAAGGAUGCUCAGAUGGAUCUCGUGCCUGAAUCUGUUCCUUUCAUACACAGUUACAAUUAUGUUGUAUUCUCGCCGUCAAAAUGCGAAUUUCUCGGAAUGGUACGCGAAAAAACCGAUUCGGGAAAGGUAUCGUAUACUAGCUGUGAAAAGACGACAUGGCCACUAGACUGGUUAGAAGUCAUGGAUUCACGAUCUCGGGAGGGAUAUGAGAUUGAAGAUCUGGAGGAAGAUUGUUUGCAGAACUAG